Molecule: messenger RNA, 1213 nt
Organism: Rubroshorea leprosula
Lineage: Eukaryota; Viridiplantae; Streptophyta; Magnoliopsida; Malvales; Dipterocarpaceae
Source: the annotation of a GenBank genome assembly
AAUGUUACGUUUCAUGAUGGGGUGUGGGGAAGAUGAGGUCAAAACCACAUUCCGUGAAGACAAACUUAAUCCAAUUAACUUCUCCUGUAAAACCUCUGUUUCCACAGGCGUAAAAGCUUUUUCUUCAUCUUAUCGUCGUUUCUUUGUCAAAACUCAAAUCCUUAUCUGUUUCUUUCGGGGGCCUCUUGUUUUUUUGGGUUUUCGGUGUGUGCAAGCUUAAGUCUGGUUGGUAGAAUUCCAGGGAUCAUCAGCUUUCAUUUCUACCUCUUCUUGAAGGGAACGUAUCUUGAUGGAUGAUGGUCCGCCUAACAUAAAGGUGUUUCCGGAUCAAUUUCAAGUUUCAACUACUCAAAGCAAUAAUCCAUCUACUUCACAGCAAGGAACUGAUAAUUCUUUGAGGGUAGGUCCUAUAGCCGAUUUUGGACUCAAAGAAAAUUGGGAGGUGCGGGAUUCAUUAUGAAUUUGUUUAGUUUACCUAGGCUGCCUUGGAUUUCUGGCAGUGAUCGCCAAGAGAAGGUGCAGUUGACAGCUACUGAGUUGGAAUCACUUCGGUCAGAACUAGCUGAUUUAGAAGAGAGAGCAGCUCACCUGAAAGCUCAGUUGGAACAUAUUGAUGAAAUCUUACGGUCUGCUCGUCUUUCUGGCUACUUGUAUAUCCGAACUAGGUGGGCAGCUCUACCAGGAGAACCUCCCCCUAUCGAUGAUACUGAGGUUGAUGAUUGGAUUCCUCGAUUUGUUGUCCUUCAUGGCAUAUGUGUCUUCUUCUUUCUCAUAUCAACAGAUUUUAGCCCUCAAGACUCCGCGCUUCUGUCUGAUAUUGUUGAGGUAGGUUCACUGCCUAGCUUUACAAGAGAAGAUGAAGGAACAAGAUAUUGCUUUUACAUCAUGACACGCCAAGGAUUGCGAUAUGAAUGCUCACACAUUUCUAAAGUACAGGUGGACUCAUGGUUAUCAGCUUUGCAAAGUGACUGCAACUUGAGUUCCGAUGUAGAAGUUCGUAAUGGUCCUUCUGUAGAAAAGUAGAGUCAUUCCCACAAUUAUAACAUCAACUUGUAAAUAGGGUCAAAGUUUAACUUACACACCGUAGUGUCAGUUUAGAUCAAAUUAGACUUUGAAAUUGCUAACAUAUUCGUUGUGUAUGCACAUAGAAUGUCAUUUUAAACAAUUCCAGUCAUGAUUCUUUUGAGCAAGUAAAUCAACACAAUGGACUCCA